This is a messenger RNA of Varanus komodoensis (Komodo dragon), 1305 nucleotides long. RefSeq names its product HORMA domain containing 2 (gene HORMAD2). The record is from RefSeq and is a predicted model, not a curated record. The transcript is spliced from 12 exons. Bases 60 to 1064 code for a protein of 334 amino acids. Lineage: Eukaryota; Metazoa; Chordata; Lepidosauria; Squamata; Varanidae.
AUAAAACCUUGAAGGAAACGAUUCUGUUUCCCAACAGAGUUGCAUCUGAGCAACAGUCUAUGUUUUUGAUGAAAAGACUGCUGGCAAUUUCCAUUUCCUGUAUAACAUAUCUGCGAGGGCUCUUUCCAGAAAGCUCUUAUGGAACUCGCUAUUUAGAUGACAUGUGUCUGAAAAUCCUUCGAGAAGAUAACAGCUGCCAGGGUUCACUACAGAUAGUUAAGUGGAUUCAGGGAUGCUUUGAUGCAUUGGAAAAGAACUAUCUGCAUAUGGCUGUCUUGGCAAUCUAUACCAAUCCCAAAGAGCCUGAGCGCAUGACAGAAUUCUACCGGUUCAAGUUCAAAUAUUCAAAGGAUGGACCUCAGAUGGACUUUGCUAGCACUCACAUGACCUUUGCAAAUGAGGGAACCAGUGAAGAAAUUAAGAAAGCCAGUAUCCUGCUGAUCCGCAGACUGUAUGUCUUAAUGCAGAAUCUUGGGCCACUGCCUAAUGACAUUACAUUAAGCAUGAAGCUGUUCUACUACAAUGAUGUCACACCCAGUGACUACCAGCCACCUGGCUUUAAGGAGGGCAACAGCUCUGAUGGUCUGCUUUUUGAUGGUGAACCUGUGAACCUAAAAGUAGGCUCAGUCUCCACUGGGUUCCAUGUGCUGAAAGUGAGAGUAACCACAGAAAGCAAAAGGAUGGGGAUGCUGGAGAGCAGUCUGGUUGAGGAGAACGAUCACACAGAGAUCUCCCAUCAAGGGCUAGACUGUGAUGAGGAAGAAGAGGAGGGCAGCCUUAAAGUACAGGAACAGAGUGAACAUCUAGCCGCUGGCAUCAAGCUGGAGACAAACAGGAUGCAUGAAAGGAACACAGAAUCAGACUGCAAAAAUAUUUUAUAUGUGGAUACACAGAGAGCAGACACAAUUAGAAAAGCUGAAGAGACAAAGAGAGGACCUUCUACUAAGACUUCUCACCAGACAAAGCGACUAGAUUUUACGUUGAGCCAGGAGGAGGCAGGUGACGCAGGGAAAAAGAGAAAGAUCAGCACACCGGUUGAUUCAAUUCUUGCAGCUCAGAAAUGAUGAUUGAAAUGGAAGAAGCAUCUUUCACUAGAAGGUGUUAGUAGGCAUCUUUAUUGUACACUGUCUUUUCAUCUUUUAUCUGCCGUAAUUACCUCUCCAUGCACAGUACAUAGUUUUAAGGGAUUUUGUCUAAUUUCCUGAUUUAAACCCUGUGUGGAAUAUAGCGACAAAGACCAUUUAAUGGUGAAUAUUGUGACUAUCUUGAUGCUGAGUAACUGAACUAGUAAAAGAAUUACACUAA